Symbiodinium sp. CCMP2592 is the source of this 5655-nucleotide messenger RNA. The record is from the annotation of a GenBank genome assembly. Lineage: Eukaryota; Dinophyceae; Suessiales; Symbiodiniaceae.
AUGCCCGCUUUCCGCACCUACGAGCUGAACCAGUACUCCCCGUACCUGCGAGGUGCGGCGAACGUGGGCUGCACUCUGCAUUGCCUGAUCGUGUGCCGCUUGUGGCGGGAGUGCCGUCAUCCGGGUUUCGUGGCCACAUGGCUGAGCCAGAACAGGCAAGAUGCACCGGCCUUGGCCGCCGCACUCUGUGAGGGUGGGCAGUUGAUGUCGUCCUACAUCAGUGUCGUGAAGUCUCGGCAGGAGCGGUCGCUAGGCACUGCUCUGGACUGCUUCACAUUGCCUGACGAAAUCCAAGCGAAUGUCGCUGUGGAACCGCUGGCCUCUGACCACCAGUGGCUGCAAAUGAGAGCUUUUCUCUCCUCUUCGAGAUGGCAUCCACUCAGUUUCGGCUGCACUCUGACAUCGGCUUUGCGACUCGUGGUGGCGCAUCGAAUGUCUUUGACAGGCCAGGAGGCAGGCUACAUUGUCGUCAGCCGUAGCAAAGCCUUUGCAAUCCUAGCAUGUGCCCAUGACUGCUGUGGCUUCUUCUUGAUCGACACACACGCGGCCAGUGCAGAGCACUCGGAGUGCAGCAGAGCAGCCAUCUGUGCCGAUGCUGACCAGAUACUGCAGUUUCUGUGUCGUGGUCUCUAUGGGGAGAACGACGAUGCACACGUCUUCGCGGCCUCGUUCCCAGCCGUCCAUCGGGGUUCCUCCGUGGGCUCAGGCCUGAGCACCAAAGCCGAGCACGCACCUUCCAAGGGGCGUGACAUGCAGCAGGCUUUCCCGGAGCAGGUGUUGGAUCUGGUGACACCACCGAGCACCCCUGCAAAGAAGCGCCGCAUGCCAGCAGCCGCGACUCCAGUCCAAACGAAGGUCACCAUGAAGAUUAAGGCUGAGAGCCGGAGCAUGGGCGCAAGGGUGCCAGGUUCUUCGGAGACAACAGUUCCGGAGUGCCAGGUGCCAGAUCAACUGCCGCUGCAGAGCAACCUCCCGUCGAAUGACCCGUCUCCGGAUGCUCUAGUCAAGCAUGAGGGCGAGGACGAGGAGGACAGGCCUCUAGUACCUAGAGGCAAGAUCAAGACGGAGGCCUUGGCAUUGACGGAAGCACCGCAGGCUGUGAAGGCUUUGCCAGUGACGAGACUCCAGCAGAAAGAAGCUCGCAGAGAGCAGCAGCGAGGCAAGGACAUCUGUGCCGCGGCGGGGUUCGACUUUCACAAACAUUGGUUCCCACGACAUGAUUAUGCCGCCAAGAGGGGUCACUGGCCCGACUUCCCAGCAGCUGUUGCAAUGUCCGAUGUAGCGGCGCUGCCCUGUGCUUUGUGCACGGAGCUGUCUGAAGAGUUCAAUCUCAUGAACGUGGAAGCAUCCGCUGCGCCGAAGCAGUACAAGAGCAAGCCCUCCAUGGCCGUCAUGACACAGAGGUUGGCAGAGUUGAAAAAACAGGAGGGGCUCGAGGAUGCCAAGCGGGGCCGCCGGCCUAAGAACCAAACUGAGACUCCGCUGUCCCAUCGACUCUUUGAUUGGAUAUCCGAGAAGCGCUGCAACAUAUACACCCGUGCAGCCCAUCCUACCAAGCCCUUGAUGUUCUGGUGCAGUCUUUGCAAGCAGGAGCUUGAUGCAGUACGUCCAUCAUCCAUAUUUUGGAUCCUGCAACACGAAAGCUACGAUCAGCACUGGAGUUUGGCACAUGAGGAAGCUCCGCACGUCUGUGAGGGCCUGCCGGUGCAGCCCGGAGGCGGAGCUGAAAGAAUCUUCCGCUUACAGGCAUCCUUCCGGUGCUGGGCAGAGCACGACAUGCCAUGGACAAGCAACAAAGGGCGCAAGCACGCCUGUCAUUGUAAGGAGAAGAUUCCCUACCUGCGAUGCCUGGCUUGCUCCCAGGAGAAGAAGCUCCUUGAUCCAGGAACGGGUCCUCAGCGAGCCUGCGGCGGUUGCCUUGCCUUGGCUAACGACAGCAAGUUCUGUGAUUCCGUGGCCAUGUGGGCCUUUAUCUUCGACGUUGUUCACUUGCUCCAUUCGGUGUACUCGGGUCUGAAUGCGGAACGUCAGAAGGCAUUGCGAAGCAUUCGGGAAGCGGACUACGCUGAGUCCAUCCAGCGGCAGUAUGGUCUGGAGCUGGACAAACUGCCUGCCAUGGACUUCCACUUGCUGCACGGCCUGGUUAGGAGGACCGUGGGCACUGUGGCCGUUACGCAUCGCAACGAGGCUGCAGACAAGUACCUGCAGAGCCGAUUCGCCUGGCUACCCGCCAGCUUGAGCAACAAGAUGCCGAAAGAAACGGUUCAGCGAAUGAUUCAUCGGCAUGUGGACUACUUGGCAGGCGGGGACCCAACACCAGGCAUGCGGGUGCCGCGUUUGAUGGCGGAGCGCCUUGAUCUGCAGGAGGUUUGCAAGACCCUCAUCUCGUGUCUUGCCAAUCGCAUCGAGCUCCUGGGGAAGAACAAGACACGCCUGACCACGAGCAGGGUCCCCAACGUGCAGGAUGCCCGACUCGCGGACGCCGGCUUCUUUUUGUCCUCUCUCUCAGGUACCCAUGCCCUGCUGGAAGCAUUCGGGCUGAACCCGAAGAAGAUCGAGCGGUCGCCGAUGAACUGUCCAAACCUCCCCCGUUUCUUCGAGGCGGAAACGACUGAGCCGGAGGCUUUGGGACAACGAUGCACCAUGUACCAGAAUGCAUUGGAUGCUUUCCAGUUGCUUGGCAUCAACAAGGGCGAUCGCAACUUGGUGCUCACCUUCGAUGAGACUGUGCUGUUCCCCGCUUAUGCGCAAUUCAGAGAUCAUCGGGGGGCUGUGUACAUUGGUGGGGCGGACCUGAAGGCUCGCGUACCGAUGGAGACGACGAAGCCCAGGGAGUUGAGCAAGUCCGACUUGGCUCAAACCACGCUCUUUUACUUACUGAAGAGGGCUGACACAGACAAGCGACCCGUGGCUAUCCAAUGCAGGCCGAGGCGACUGAAGAGUGUCACAGCCGAGGCAAACGUCCGCGAGGUGGGUCGCUUGCUUGAGAUCAUCACGGAAGCCAAUGGCAACGUGCCGCCGCUUGCCAUCAGCAUGGACAACUUGGGAUCCCAGCAGAUUUUUCCCGAGCUCUAUCUCGGCCUCAGACCCCUCAGCAGCUUCAGCGGUGUCCCGUUCUUUCAGCACUGCAGCCUCACUCGCAGACUGGAGAUUCCUCAGUACGAAGCCCGCUCACUCAUCUUUUCCAGGGAUGGCCAGGCGAAGCACGUGAUCUUCUGCUGCAACGACCCGGCGCACACGGUCAAGAAUCUGGCAUGCAGCAGCAGGUCGAAGCAUCGCACGUUGACGCAGUACGGCAUGUUCCUCUCAAGGUGCGUCCAGCUAGCUGGUGGCAUGCCCUUCGGGCCGUGGCAGGGCCGAGACAAGCAAUCUGACAGGGAGUCAGCAUGGCUCCUCAAUCCGUCCUGUGUCCCAACCGAGACGUGGGAUAGCAUGCCCAUGUUCGAGGUCUUCAUGCUUGCGAGCCCCUGGCUUUCCGCUCCCAUGAUGACCCCAGAAGAAGCCCUAGAAAACUCAUUCUGCGGCUACUACAGUUUGCUGCUCAACGUGAUGUGUGCACACACUGCCAACCCCAAGAAGUGGGAGACGCUGACGUAUGCCAAGCCGACGACACGGCACGCCUUGUUCAUGGCCUGUGCCAUGAUAGAAAGAUGCAUGCAUCAUCCAGAGGGCUGUCCGUGGGCUCCAAACAAGACCACGGAGCUCCCAUGCGAGCAUUAUUUUGGGAGAAUGAAAUCGAUGUGCGGCUCUCAGGUGCCGACCCUCAAGCUGAGCAUUCUGGCCUGUCAAAGACUUCAUUAUCAGCACAUGAAGGCAGGUGCUCCCGUGCCUCCGACGCAACGCUUCUGGGCUGGCAAAGGUCUGGGACCUGUCCAAGUCAAAGCCAUUGCUGAGAAGGCCAAGCUCGCUGCCUGCACCUUGCAAGCUGCUGUGAACGUGGAGGCCAGCGUCGAGAGCGUCGUGGCUUCGCUCGAAUCAUGGUGGCGAGAUCAUGGGAUGAGCUUGUUGCUUUCGACAGCAAGCACCCCGGGGCCGGUCGCGGCGGAGGAUUCAUCCGAUUCUGAGCUCGAGGUCCUGGAAGAUGAUCCCCAGCUUCCGGACACAGACGGUGCAGAGACUGACAAGCUCAAGCAGGGCCUUGACAUCCUGGAGAAGGAGGCGGCAUUGCAGACCAGUCUGGAGGAGUGUCUGGAGGCUGAGCUGCAGGACGACAUCCAUGACAAGCUCGACUCGCCGGACCAUGCAGCGGAGAUCGAUGAAGAGGAUAGCCAGGUCCAAGUCAUGGCUGCGAGUGCGACUGCCAGCAGUUCGGAUGCCAAAGGCCCCAGGACCUUGUCUCAGAUCCUCGCGGCCUCCUACCUGUCUCAUCUGUGUCUCGAUUCCGUUUUUUCUCUAGACAGUGCUAGGGAAGCAACCAUCCAAGGCCACCUCGAGAACUACAAGCCCCCGGACGCUGACAACGUCGCCCUGGCGGUAGAGCGUGCUCAACAGAUGCAGCCCUUCAUGGCCGCCUUGCUUACAGAAGCGAGGUCAGUGGAAGGCUUCCUUUCGCAAACCGUCUUGGGCAAGGAGGACAAGCCGCUGAACCCCCAGCAGGAGAUACAAGCUGAGCUCGCAGCUGCGCGUCGCGAUUGGCAGUUGUUGGGCUACAGGCAGUCUCGGACGGAUCAGUGGUCCCAGUACGCGAAACUGGUGGCCCAAGAGGUUGACACUCUCUGCGGAGAGGCUGCCGCGGGAAACUUUACAGUGUUUCGGCCCUCCUGGGUCCGAGGCGCUGGCAACCAGAGGAACUAUCAGUUCGUGGCGCUGCGGGAGCAUGUCUGCGGAGAAGUGCUCAUUGGGCUCAUCGAGGAAUGCUUCCGUGUGACAGCCCGCAAAAAGGGGCAGGGCCUCGAGACCAAGAAAAUGGGGACGUGCAAGCCCUUCCCUGGGGAGUUGCCCGCAAACCUCGCCGGAGCCCUGCACAUCCGCCUGCUGCAUGCCUGCGGGAAUGGCCACUACAUCACCAGUGCAUUGCACAAGAAGCUCAGCAUCGAACCACAUUCUGUGGACAAGGGACGACCGCAGCUCCUCUUCGAGAUCCCGCCGAAAAGCAUCCAGCUCAAAGAGACGAAAAGCUGUCUGGCCAUCCGUCUCGACCCGUUGGGGCAGAAGAGCCUGCAGGCCGCUUCCGGCUGUGAUGUUCAGUUGACGGGCGAUGCGAGCAGCGAACCUGCAGCAUUGGUGUACACUUCGGAGUGCUUCGAGAACACAAAGCAGGGGCAGCGCAUGAUCCAGAGCUAUGUCCAGGAGAUGAGCAAGAUGUACCUCAAGGUGGCCGGAAAGCAGAUCUGGGAUGAUCAGGGCCAAGUGAAGAUUCGAAACAAUGACAAGCUUCAUAGUCCAGAUUUGGCAGUCUGUGUUGUUGGCGGUUUCUUUUCGAUCCGCUGGAUAGAAAUCGUCGAGCGGGCGCCGGGCUACUUCAGUAAAAAAUUCCUCACGAAGACCAUCGCUGGCAAGGCGACUACAACUCUGAAGAAUUUUUCGAGAAGCGUGUGGAGCGAGUUCGCCGCUGUGGCUCCGACGAAGACCCGCGGUUCUGCACCCUUCAUUGCUUGGCUCCGAGAGCUUCAUGACAUCGCACCAGCAUGCUUGCCGACACACGAUACCGUUUAA